GAUAAAACGAUUUUUUGAAUUUCAAUUUUCAUGUCUGAAAUCUGAAUCUGAAAUGAAAUGUCAAAUAAUACAUUUUAGUGACGGACAAGGUAUUUUACACGUUUAAAAAUUAUGUCAAUAAUAAAUGAAGUAGAGAAAACAGUGGCUAUCGACGAUAAUAACACAUUACAAGAUCAUAAUUUCCAAAUCAGACCUUCACACAAUCAAAAAUUCAAUACACAUAUUGCAAAAGAAGCUAUUCAAGAGACACUUCAAAAAUACCUGAAGGAUAAAGAGUAUAGUCAAAUUGAAGCUGAACCACUUAGCACAACUAUUGCUAAAGAAAUAAAGGACAAACUUAAAGAUCAUUGUUUAGAAAAUCGUUAUAAGUCAAUGGUACAAGUUGUUUUGGGUGAACGACACGGUGCUGGUACAAGAGUUGGAGCGCGUUGUAUUUGGGAUGCUGAUACUGACACACAGGCCUCUGAUAAGUUUUUAAAUGAAACUAUAUUUUGUGUGGCAGUAGUUUUUGCUGUGUAUUUUUAUUAAUCAAUUUGAUGGAUAAUAUAUUCUAAUUUAUUAAUUUUGUAUUACAGAGAACCAAUGUUACUUAAAUAUAGGAACUAUAAAAACUAGUAUAAAAUCAAUUAAAUAUAAUAUUUUGGUUAUCAUGUCUAAUGAAGAGGUUGAUGAUGUCUGGGAUGAUUUUAUAAAUUUACCUGCAGACCCUCCUGAAAUGCGUCAAAUAUGUUUUUCAUGCGAGCGACCUCAAAAUGUAUGUUGGUGUAAUUAUUUACCUAAAACAAGGUUAAAGCCUAAAUGUCGAAUUAUUCUACUGCAACACCCAGCGGAAGAAAAAAGAAGUCUUCGUACUGCUCCUAUGUUGACAUUGGGAUUGGCAGAAGAAAGUUGUGUUGUUUAUAAAGGAAAAAAAUUCCCUACAAAAAAACAUGUUGGCCUAUGGGAUAUAUUAUCAUCUAAACAUUCAGUUUUAUUGUAUCCUUCUAAAAAGGCAACAGAUAUAGUUGAUUUACCAAAAGAAACAGAACUUAAUAAUUUGAUUAUACUUGAUGGUACUUGGCCACAAGCAAAAGCUAUUUACAAUAAUACACCACUGCUUCAAUCAAUGAUACAUGUAAAAUUUAUGCACAAAUAUGAAAGUCAUUAUAUUAUUAGAACCCAACCAACGGAUGGAUGUCUUUCUACAUUAGAAACGGCGAUUGAAGCAUUAACAGUAUUAGAAAAAGAUGAAUCAUACAAAAAUAUAUUGCUGAAACCCUUAAAUGCUCUAUGUAAUUUUCAACUUCAGCAUGGUGCUGUAACACAUCAAAGCAAAGAAUUUAAAAAACGAAAUCGAACUUAUCCUAAACUAAUUGGAAGACGACUUCGACAAUAUCUAGAAGAUGGUGAUGAUUAUUAAUGCAAUUACUUUAUGAUAAAUAAUAAUUAUCAUGGUUACAUUUAUAUUAUAUUGACUUUUAUUACCUAAUUAUCAUCUAUGUGAUGAUGAAAAUUGUAAGUAGGUACUUUAUUCAAAUAGUUUUAUAAUUUUUUUUUGUAAAUUAAUAUUUAAUUAUGUAUCUUAAGUAUGCUGAAAAAUACAUUUUUUAAAUCUCAAAUUUUUAAACAUGAUAAAUAAUACCCAGAUACAAACAUUUUGGUAUAGAAAGUUGUAUAUUAAUUAUAUCUAGUUAGUUAUAAUUCCUAGAUACCUUUUCAUUAAUGAUUAAAAAUAACUAAAGUAUACUAUGUAUGCACAUUUAUUUUGGUAAAAUGUAUUAUUUAAGGAAUAUUGACCAUCAAAUGACAAUAUAGGAUGCACAUAUUAA
This is a messenger RNA of Acyrthosiphon pisum (pea aphid), 1808 nucleotides long. RefSeq names its product DTW domain containing 2 (gene Dtwd2). The transcript has 8 exons. The record is from RefSeq and is a predicted model, not a curated record. NCBI's taxonomy places the organism in Eukaryota, Metazoa, Arthropoda, Insecta, Hemiptera, Aphididae. The coding region runs from base 650 to 1399 and encodes 249 amino acids.